Macadamia integrifolia is the source of this 795-nucleotide messenger RNA. Its product is annotated as probable LRR receptor-like serine/threonine-protein kinase At3g47570. Bases 1 to 795 code for a protein of 264 amino acids. NCBI's taxonomy places the organism in Eukaryota, Viridiplantae, Streptophyta, Magnoliopsida, Proteales, Proteaceae. Gene Ontology annotation, biological process: protein phosphorylation. Gene Ontology annotation, molecular function: ATP binding; protein kinase activity. The transcript has 2 exons. The record is from RefSeq and is a predicted model, not a curated record.
AUGGCACUUUUGAUAGAAGAUCAUAAUUGUAUGAUUUCUUAUGCCCAACUCUUUAAAGCUACCGAUGGAUUCUCUUCAGUAAGUUUGAUAGGAGUGGGGAGUUUUGGUUAUGUAUAUAAAGGUGUUCUCAAUAAUGGGGAAAAAAUUGUUGCAGUAAAGGUUCUCAACAUUGAACAAACAGGUGCUUCCAAGAGUUUUGUGGCUGAAUGUGAAGCUCUUAGAAGCAUCCGACAUCGUAAUCUUGUCAAAAUCUUAACAUGUUGCUCAAGUGUUGAUUUUGAAGGAAAUGAUUUUAAGGCUCUAGUAUAUGAGUUCAUGCCUGGUGGGAAUUUGGAUAGCUGGUUACAUCCUCAUGGAAAUAGCAUACAAGAUGAAAAAGAAUAUGGCACAGGUGCUGGCGUUUCAACAUAUGGUGAUGUCUAUAGUUAUGGUAUUCUCUUGUUAGAGACGUUUACAAAGAAGCAACCUACUGAUGAAAUGUUCAAGGAUAACUUUAAUAUUCACUAUUGGGUUCAGAUGGCUUUGCGUGAUGGAGUGAUGGCUGUUGUUGAUCCCUCACUUCUUGCUAUGGAAGAAGAAAAAGAAACAACGACUAUAGCCAACAACAUUAGAAGUAAAAGAUGCAUGAAGGAUAGAGUGCAAGAAAGCCUUGAUUUAGUUAUUAGAAUAGGAGUUACCUGCUCAGCUGGCUCACCAUGGGAUCGAAUGGCCAUGAAUGUUGUGGUCAAAGAGUUACAGAUAAUUAAGGACAUUUAUCUUGAAGGUGGCCCACAACAAAAGAAAGAUGAACCAUGA